Chenopodium quinoa (quinoa) is the source of this 1206-nucleotide messenger RNA. RefSeq names its product probable protein phosphatase 2C 72. The record is from RefSeq and is a predicted model, not a curated record. The transcript has 5 exons. The coding region runs from base 91 to 1002 and encodes 303 amino acids. Gene Ontology annotation, molecular function: protein serine/threonine phosphatase activity. Gene Ontology annotation, biological process: protein dephosphorylation. NCBI's taxonomy places the organism in Eukaryota, Viridiplantae, Streptophyta, Magnoliopsida, Caryophyllales, Amaranthaceae.
CAUAAUAGAUACCUCAUUCAAAGGAAAAAGACAAAAAAGAAAUACCUCAUUUAAAGUAAAAUGAAAUAGAAUCUAGAAUCUAAUUAAGAAAUGGGAAAUUGCAUAUCUUGUGUAUCUUCAAAUAUUCAAGUGCAUGAAGAUGGCUUUCAUGAAAAUUGCUUGCACAUUGUUGAAAGAAGCCUUAAGGUUGGUUCUGUGCACUCUCGACGAGGAGCCCAAGGUCUAAAUCAAGAUGCUGCUAUUCUCCGCGAGGGGUAUGGAAGUACAGAGGAUGGGGUAUUAUGUGCCCUUUUCGACGGGCAUGGAAUAUAUGGACAUAAAGUGAGCAUGUUUGUAAGAAACCAGCUACCUGCAUUACUAUUAAACCAAAUAUCAUCUUUGGAAUGGGAUGAGGCUUGUGUUGUUAGUUCUUUCGAAGCAAUGGAUGAGCUGCUCAGGCAGUCCGAGGAUGUGGACUCUACUCACAGCGGAGCUACUGCUGUGGUUGUCAUCAAACAGGGUGCAGAUCUUGUUAUUGCUAAUCUUGGAGAUUCCCGCGCUGUGUUGGGAACAAUAACUGAAUUUGGUGUCCAAGCUACUCAGUUAACAGUGGAUCUGAAGCCUGAUGUACCUGCUGAAGCUGAUCGGAUUAAACAAUCUAAAGGUCAGGUGUUUGCUCUAGAGGAUGAAACACACAUCCCACGAAUAUGGCAACCCGAAGAGAACAUCCCAGGCCUUGCUAUGUCUCGAGCUUUUGGAGACUUCAAUAUGAAGUCUUACGGGUUAAUUGCCAUUCCUGAGGUUUCUCAUCACCGAUUAAAUUCAGAAGAUCAUUUCCUUGUGCUGGCUAGCGAUGGGGUGUGGGAUGUGCUAAGCAAUGAGGAAGUUGUCUCAGUUGUAUGGUCAGCAGAAAACAAAGAGGCAGCCACAGAAGCAGUUACAUAUAGAGCUCGUGCAGCAUGGUCACACAACUUUCCAUCAGCAAGGCCUGAUGACUGCACGGCCAUCUGCCUGUUCUUUUAGCCGUUAUAGGAAAAUGAACGCGUACCUGCUUGUGUAUAGAUUAUGAAUAAAACAGAUGUAUUUGUUUAUUGAACUUUUAGGUCUUUUAUGUCUACCUUUUGAUGAGCUACUUGCACAGUUGCACACUUGUACGAUUGUUUGUACUACAUAACACAGUACAUAAUUUUCAUUUUAUGAAAAGACCAUCUGUGAUCCUGUUUGAUA